CGCUAUGCGCCCGGAAAUUUCGCGAGGCAUAUGCAGACCUGCAAAGUCCCUGCGCUUUACAGUAUAUGCGCCAAGGAACUCAGCGAAUGCAUAGACGUACAGACAUCCAAGUGACCCUUAUAAUAACUAUGCGGAUAAUUAUAUUGUACAUUAAUUAGAGUAUGUAUUUAUUAUACACCACUUAAGGCCAGUUUGCGUUCUUUAGUGCGAGCAACAACCCAGAAUGAAUACCUCUGUAUCGUUCCGCUGUAAUUGGAUGGUAGCUGUCUCCGUACUGAUCACGAAUUCCUCAUCGCCUUCCCCUCCAACUAACCUCGCCCACAGAUUGCGAAUCUCCGCAAAAUUAGUGCGGCACUGCAUGUCCAACUGGGUGUAAUGUUGAGCGCAGCCAGUUGAACUGGUCGGCGGUAGUUGCCGGCACUGCUGAUUGGUCGCAGCGCAGAAGAGUGAUAUGCUGGACAAACGCUUCAGACGAUGGAGCGGCUGCAGCGGCGAUGGAAGAGCGUAUCAUUCUGUACACGAGGGCAGCUGUGCAGUGUGUGUGCGAAUAUGUACUCCGUAGUGGGCCAACUGCAAAUAGAUUUCGGCUCUGCGCUACUCACUCACUCACCAUUCGUCAAGUAUUUGCAUUAGCAAUCCAAUCCGGCAUGCUGUGUCGUAACGCCAGUCAAGCAUACGCUGCUCUACGGUCUAGAUGGAGCAACAGCGGCAGGCUGCAGCAGAGAGAUAGCAGCGAAUCUGACUUGUCUCCUCUUUUAACUGCCGUACGAGCACGACAAUAUUGGAUGUGGAAAUGUUGAAUUUCAAGUGCAGUGCACCUCGGGAAAAGUGCCAACAGUUGUUCAUGCUGGCCAUAUUAUUACUAUGUGUGUGACUGUGUCGUAUACGUACGUUAGUAACAAUGCAUGGACUAAACUGCAACUGUCGGUGAGUGGCAGUGUGAGCGAUUAUUACCUUACUCCGGCCUAAGUAGAGUUUGAAAGUACAUACGCGCACACGGGUGGAAUUAUUGCUGUUGGUUAACGUUACGUGGAGUUUGUGUUUGGAUAUUCAAUUCCGCAACUACUUAUCAAAGCCAAGUGGUCAGAUCGCCGCAGAACAGUCUCAGUUCUCAACAGUCCCAUCCAAAGCGCACUUGUGACUAUUCGUUUGGCUUGGCUAUCUAUAUGUCUGUAUAGUACUUGAUGAUUAUCCCCAAUACAAUGCCAUAAUGAUAUCCAUAUGUCCGGCACUUCACUUGUGACGCUCAUUUCCAUUUAUCCCUAUUGAGUCGAUGAUUGCCUCAAUUGCGCGACGCAAUGGACUACUUAUCGUCAGCUGACUUCAACAUGACGGCCGGCAGUAAUCUCAACCACCCCAACAACUGCAGCUCCACUUUCUCCGUCAAGAACAUCCUGGCCGCCGAGCACCAGAACAUGACGGCCUACCAGAUGGCCGCCGCCGCCGCGGCCGGCUACGACUUCCCGGUCUAUCCCGGCCAACUGCCGCCCGGGGGUGCCGGCAGCCACGGCCCGGCCCAUAAUUACGCUGGCAUGGAGUACGGCGCGGCGGCGUCCUCCUUCCAGUACCCGUACGCCGGCGUCAACGGCAGUCCCAUGAACAACAACGCCGGCGCCUUCAACUGCGCCUACCCGCCGGGUGGCGCCUAUCUGGGCGCGGGCGGCCGGCUGCCGGCCCAUCCCUCGGGCAUGAUGGGCGCGCACGGGCACGGGCACUCCUCCGGCUCCUCCGUCGCCCAUCUGCCGCUGACGUCGCCGCACGUGCAGCAGCUCUACGAUCUGAAGCCGCCCACCACGACGGCCCUCAACGCCGAGGCCCUUAUCAAUGAACUCACCAGCCAGAACAGCGGCAACGCCAACGCCAACGAGAAGCACUCCAGAGGAAGCCACCAAGACGACAUGAAGGGCAAGUUAUCCGGCGGGGACGGCCUUCACCACCACCUGCACCAUUCGCACCUGCACCACCACGGCGGACUCGGCAACGAGCCCUGCCUGCUGAAGCAACGCCAAAGAAGGAAGCCGCGCGUCCUCUUCUCGCAGGCGCAAGUCUACGAGCUGGAGCGCCGUUUCAAAACCCAAAGAUACUUGUCCGCGCCCGACCGCGACCUCCUCGCGCAGCAGUUAAAGCUGACACCGCAGCAAGUGAAGAUCUGGUACCAAAACCGUCGCUACAAGAACAAACGGCAGUCGCAGGACAAGACCAUCGAACUGGCCACGCAAAGUUUAAUGAAUCCGGGGCCGCGGCGCGUGGCCGUCCCGGUGCUAGUCAAAGACGGGAAGCCGAUGGCCGGCGCUGCCGCUGCGGCCAUUUCCGUCAGCGUCAACUCCGUCACGGCGGCGGCAGCGGCGGCGGCGGCCGCAGCGACCACGACGGCCUCCUCGGCACAUGCACAUUCCGCAGCCAGCUACCCUUCCUUCGCCUCCCCCGGCGCCGGCUCCGGGCCCGGCUCGCUCUUCCCCUCAGCCUAUCCCCUCUCCAAAUCAGUCUCCUUCGCCGGCAACGCCUCCGCCGCCGAAUCGGAGAAUCAGCCGCUGACGUCACCCAACUGGUAGCAGUGCAGUACACUCUGCAACUGCAUAAAGUAGCCUAGCGCCGGCUGAAACUGAAAGCAUUUCAUUCCCAGCGACAACAGUCGCACUGUGUGUUUAGCCGCAACGAGCGACGAGCGUUCGGCACAAACCGGUUUCUGCAAGCCGGGAAUUGAAGGCAUGGACUGCAGUUGAAUGAUUCUAACCACGACUGGAUGCAGAAGAGCAACAUAAUACCGAGCCGAAAACGAGGCAUCUUGUUGAAUGUUGACCCAGCGGAUUUUGUUACACAGAAACGGCAUACUGUACAUACAAUUGCAAGGUUGAACAGUUUUCUCCACUCCGUAUACAUGUAAAGCUGGAUUGUGUGCAAUGUACGCGUAAUGCGCUCCUCCGACGUUCCAUUGCGGCUGCAUGCCGCUUAAAUGGGCGCGCCGGGUCACUGGCAAACUGGAAUGAAUCUCUCUUCUCAGACAAACUCUACAUGAAUUCUCAAUAAA
Molecule: messenger RNA, 3028 nt
Organism: Paramacrobiotus metropolitanus
Lineage: Eukaryota; Metazoa; Tardigrada; Eutardigrada; Parachela; Macrobiotidae
Product: homeobox protein Nkx-2.1-like
Exons: 4
Coding region: 1299-2552 (417 amino acids)
Biological process (GO): cell differentiation; regulation of transcription by RNA polymerase II
Cellular component (GO): nucleus
Molecular function (GO): DNA-binding transcription factor activity, RNA polymerase II-specific; RNA polymerase II cis-regulatory region sequence-specific DNA binding
Source: RefSeq, a predicted model, not a curated record